Messenger RNA from Erpetoichthys calabaricus (reedfish), 3263 nucleotides. RefSeq lists its product as uncharacterized. Bases 127 to 1683 code for a protein of 518 amino acids. NCBI's taxonomy places the organism in Eukaryota, Metazoa, Chordata, Cladistia, Polypteriformes, Polypteridae. The record is from RefSeq and is a predicted model, not a curated record. The transcript has 16 exons. Gene Ontology annotation, molecular function: metal ion binding; RNA binding; protein binding.
GUCAUGUGCAGUGAGGAAGCGUUUAGAGCGCUGAGAUUCCCACACAGCACUUUGUUUAGGGAUUUAUUUUCUAUUUUAAAACUAAUAUUUAUUUUUAUUUAGUGGCCUUUGCAUCAAUAAUGCCGAAUGAAUGUUCCAAUGAGAAUCACCAGGGACAUCUUCAGGUUACUGGGAUUUGGCAGCGAUGAACAGAAAAAUCCCAGAGAGGAUAAAGAGGAAACUGAGGAUGAAGUGGAGUACAGAGGUCAUAUUAUAGAGAAUGGUAGCAAUAAAAUAAUGUUAAUCAAGGAUGAGGAAAUGAAUCCAGAUGGGAGCCUUGAUAGUGAAGAGCGAGCAAAGAGGCGGGCAGAGCGACGGAGGGCAAAGAAGAAGCGACAAAGACACCGGAAGAAGAUAGAAAACAUUAAAGAUGACAAACAUGAACAAAAUUAUCAGGAAGUGCAAAAUACAUGCAAUGUAGAAGAGCAAAAUGCAGCUGAAAAUUUUGAAGAAAAUGGACAGAUUGAAAUGAUUAUUUUUCACAGUAAGGAGGAAUGUACGCUGCCCCUGGCACCCACGGGAAACAAAAACCGCCAUAACUUUAAAUUUGACUGUACUGAAGAAGAACCAGAGUGGGACGUCAACAGCGCCUUUGUAGCCAAUGCAGCCAGUCACAUUAAACCAAAGAGCACAACCAAAGUGAUGUGCAAAUCCAAAGAAAAUAAAGAAAAUGAGACCAAAAAGAAGGGGGUGAACCUUACGGAUUCAGUAAAAAGAAGCACACCAUUUGCAGAGAAAGGGAUCAAAUAUGUGGAAAAAGGAGAUUUUCCUCAGGCUAUAGUGAUGUUUACAGAGGCGCUUAAAUUUGACCCAAAAGAUUACAGAUUUUUUGGCAAUCGCUCUUACUGCUACCAUUGUCUUGGACAGUAUGAUAGUGCCUUAAGUGAUGCUGAAAAAUCGAUCCAGCUUGCACCUAACUGGCCAAAAGGUUAUUUCCGUAAAGGGAGGGCAUUGCUUGAUCUGAAGAGGUACAGCGAAGCCAUGGCAGCCUUUGAAAUGGUUUUAGAACUAGAUCAUGCUUGCCAGGAGGCAGAGAAAGAACUUUAUGCCUGCCAAGUGCAACAGCUUAUGGAGAUGGGCUUCUCUCAUGAGCACAGUGUCUUAUUAUUGGAAAAGUUUGACACAGUUCAGGAGGUUGUGGACUCUGAGUUUCCAGAGAAAGGGCUGGAUGAUUUGGAAUCCCUACUGCAGAAAACUAGUACUGCUUGUGCUUCACUCUGGGUGGGUAACGUUACAGCUGAAGUGAAGGAGAAGCAACUUCUAGACUUGUUUAAGAGUUAUGGAGAGGUCAACAGCAUAAGAAUUCUUCAUGAAAGAUUUUGCGCCUUUGUUAAUUUUAAGAGUGCAACUGCAGCAAGCAGAGCGAAAGAGAAGCUUCAGGGCAAAGAGAUUGAAAACACUAAACUGGUAAUCCGAUAUCCUGACAGACAUAUUUCACGGGCAAUCCUAAUUCCGCAGCAGGCACCUGAGUUGUCAGUACCCUUAUCUGCACAACCUUUCAUCGCAGGGUCCAAGCGUAGAGGCCCUGUUAAUGGCAAUGAGUGUUAUUUUUGGAGAACCACUGGCUGCUACUUUGGUGACAAGUGUCGCUACAAACAUGUUCCUGAACAUCGCUGGAGGGACAAGAGACUGUUGCAGUCAUAAGCACUGUAUUACACAAAUUCCAACCGAGCGCUGGCAUGGAAGCUGUGCUCUCAGGUCUAAAAUGGGCAUGAACACCUUUUAUUGGAAAUUCACCUAGAAGGGUUUUGAUAAAAAUAUAUUUCUUCUAUUUGGUGUAUCAGUAUAUUUUAAGCAGUUGAGGAGAAUCUUGAUAUUUUUAGCUGUUUAAAAAGGGGUUUGUGUAUUGUUUUCUAAAGGUUUUUAAAUUUCAAUAGCUAAACAGUCUUUUUUGCUGCAAAGCAAUGUAAGACUCCCACACUAAAUUUGUGGGCAUAACUUAAAAGGCAGAGGACUCCUGAAACCAAAAUAUCCAUAAAUGAUUAAUGUGGGAUAAGUAGUAUUGCACUGUCACUUUUAGAUGCUUUGAUUUAUAACAAAUUUAUCAGAGUGCCUUUUCUUAUUUAGACAUCUGGCCAUACAGGGUAGUAAAAUAAUUAGUUGUUCUUUUUCUAGUACUAGGUGACAAUCAAACCAGUUAAGGGCUAUGGCAGUGAAUGCACGUCAUAAUUCUUAGUUGCUUAUUAAUACGUGAGUAAUAUAUGAUGCAUUUAUUAAAAAAGGUAUUUUUUACUUUAUCAAGGGAUGGCUUGCUUGGUAAUGUCAGUUGUUCCCAAAAUUCCUGUGCCCCUUACUUCAUACGUAGCUCAUGAACUAUGUGUAGUAUCUCCUUACACACUGCCUAAACUGGAAUGAAAAGGCAGUGAUCUGAUAAUUGUCGGAAUACCAUAACCUUUACUGUUUACAUUAUUAAUUCCUUCAAGUUUAUCUGUUAAUUCACGCAUUGAUGUUUCCAGUAGUUUUCUAUUCAGUAGAAUUCUGUAACACUUUGUGGCCUAGGUGCAUUUUGAGAAAGUAUCCACAUAAAGUUCAAAACAGUAAUUCUUUACAGCAUUUGUGCAAUAACAUGCUGGGAGCUGUUACAUGAGAUCAGAUUUCAUCACACAUAAAACUUGCUUUUUUACCAUUAUUUUCUUUUUUUUUUAGUAUAUAGGCAACCUUAUCUGAAUAUUUAUUUCUUUAAUUUUAUUGUAUUUCUACAAUUUCUUUCUAUGGCUUUUUUGCUAUUUUAUUCCACUUUUUAAAAAUGUUCUACUGUAGUGUUUGAAAUGCAUCAGUAGGUGUCAGGAGAACCCAAAGCUUCAGUCUACAGUUCAGAUGCCAGAUUGUAGUAUAAUUUGGGCUGCAGUUAGAUUGUGGUUAGUUUGCUGCUACUUGUUAGUGCUACAGUGCACAAGAGACACUUGCAGUGUUAAGGAAGUCAGUUUUGUUUAGAAUAUGCAUCACCUUAUCAGCUGUCAUAGAAAUUAAUGCUUUUGAACACAUAAAAUGCCGAUGUAUUCAUAAUCACUGUAUUUGUUAACAUUUUAAUAUUUUUAAACUUCUUAAACAUUAGUAUGUAUAAAUCUCAGUGCUUUGUAUUUAUUCAUAUUUAUUUUUUUCUUUUUUGUUUACAUGAUUUAUACUAUUUAUUUUACUGAUUUUAAACAUUUGUUCCUAAUGCAUUACCUUUUUUUAAUCACAACCAGAUUAAAGAAACAGUUUUGUGGUAACGAUAUGGAAAA